UGGGGUGAGGCUGGGGUGCAGGAUCUGUCCCCUUUCCCAGGUAUGGGGGAGGCUGGCGGAGCUGGGGGGCAGCUGCCAGGGGUCCUGUUGCCCACCCCGGCUCCCGAGGUGCUGGAGGGGGUGCUGAGCCAGCGCUACGGCCCCCUGCCCUGCCCCGCCGCCAUCACCCGCCUGCGCCGGCAGCCGGCUGGGGGGUACGAGCCCACCAGCGACCCCGAGGGCAUGCUGCAGCGGCGGCAGGCCGCCAACGCCAAGGAGCGCGAGAGGAUCCGCACGCUGAACCGCGGGUUCUCGCGGCUGCGCGCGCUGGUGCCGCUGCUGCCCCGCGACCGCCGCCCCAGCAAGGCCGACACGCUGCGCGCGGCCGCCCGCUACAUCGCGCUGCUGCGCCGCGUGCUGCGCCGCGGGGGCGCGCAGGGCGACGCUGCCGAGCCGGAGCCCGGGGCCAGCGGGGCGGUGCCGCUGGGGGGAGGCGGGGGCCUGGCCUGGCCCCGCCCUCCCUGCCCCCCUGGGGUGGCCCCACCCUGCCCCCCGGCCCAGCGGGGGGGCCGGUUUUUCCAGCCAACCCCUGAACGCCCCCCCGGGGGGUCCGGCGGGGCCCAUCCUGACGGCCGAGUCCAACGGCGGGGCGCUGAUUUCUGGGGUGCUGGGGCCAGACCCAGCCCUGCGCCGGGGGGGGGGGGGGGGGGGGGGGGCUGAGCUGUAAUUAAUUACUCUAUGCAAAUAUAAUUAGCAGUGCCCCUCCCCCCUCCCCCCCCUCCCCCCCCCGGUAGCGGCACCCGAUUCACUGAACCUUAAUAAAA
Molecule: messenger RNA, 803 nt
Organism: Falco peregrinus (peregrine falcon)
Lineage: Eukaryota; Metazoa; Chordata; Aves; Falconiformes; Falconidae
Gene: FIGLA
Product: folliculogenesis specific bHLH transcription factor
Exons: 4
Coding region: 43-699 (218 amino acids)
Biological process (GO): regulation of transcription by RNA polymerase II; developmental process
Molecular function (GO): protein dimerization activity; RNA polymerase II transcription regulatory region sequence-specific DNA binding; DNA-binding transcription factor activity, RNA polymerase II-specific
Source: RefSeq, a predicted model, not a curated record